CAUGACAAAGCGGUUGUCCCGUUUAUAAAACCCAGCGGGCUAUAAAAAGGGGCCCAGCGCGAGGGUCCGGCUUCACAGUGCAACUUCACGCGGACUUCAGGGAAACGAUGUCAGCGAUGGGCCGGAUCAUCUUCUACGAGGACAAGAACUUCCAGGGCCGCCGGUAUGAGUGCGACAGCGACUGCUCCGACUUCCACACCUACCUGAGCCGCUGCAACUCCAUCCGAGUGGAGAGCGGGGCCUGGGUCCUGUACGAGCGCCCCAACUACAUGGGCUACCAGUACGUCCUGACCCGGGGGGAGUAUCCAGAGUACCAGCGCUGGAUGGGCCUCAGCGACCGGCUGGGCUCCUGCAAGAUGAUCCACUUCCCCAGCGGCACGCAGUACAAGAUCCAGCUGUACGACAAGGGCGAUUUCACCGGGCAGGUGUUCGAGGCGACGGAAGACUGCCCCUCGGUGCUGGAGCGCUACCGCACGCGCGAGGUGCACUCCUGCAAGGUGCUGGAGGGCGUCUGGGUCUUCUACGAGAACCCCAACUACCGCGGCCGGCAGUACUUGCUGGAGAAGGGCGAAUACCACAAGCCAGUCGAGUGGGGCGCCGUCUGCCCCACCGUCCUGUCCUUCCGGCGCAUCACGGAGUGAUCCCUGCCGCCCCCCCCAGUCCCCGCGAGCGGCCGUGUGACCCCGUCCCCCUCGCCCCCUCCUCAUCAC
This is a messenger RNA of Lepisosteus oculatus (spotted gar), 710 nucleotides long. RefSeq names its product crystallin, gamma S2 (gene crygs2). Gene Ontology annotation, biological process: visual perception; lens development in camera-type eye. The record is from RefSeq and is a predicted model, not a curated record. Lineage: Eukaryota; Metazoa; Chordata; Actinopteri; Semionotiformes; Lepisosteidae. Gene Ontology annotation, molecular function: structural constituent of eye lens.